AUGACAACAGCAUAGAAAAUAGCUGAAGUUGAGCUAGAAAUGGAACGUACCCAAAAGAAUAAGGCUACUUCCUAUCACUUGGGUCAAUUAAAAGCAAAAUUAGCAAAAUUAAAAAGAGAAUUGAUUGAAGGUGGUAAAGGUAAAUCAGGUCCUGUAGGAGAAGGUUUCGAUGUCUCAAAGAGUGGUGAUGCUCGUGUUGGUAUGAUCGGUUUCCCCUCUGUCGGUAAAUCUACCCUUUUAACAAAGCUAACUGGUACUGAAUCCAAGAUUGCUGCUUAUGAAUUCACAACAUUAACUUGUAUUCCAGGUAAUGUCUUCUACAAGGGAUCUAAAAUUUAAUUGCUCGAUUUACCUGGUAUUAUCGAAGGUGCCAAGGAUGGUAAAGGUCGUGGUAAAUAGGUCAUUGCUGUUGCCAGAACUUGUAAUUUGAUUUGCAUAGUUUUAGACGCAACAAAGCCUAUGAAACAUAAAAAGAUUAUUGAAGGUGAAUUGGAAGGUUUCGGUAUUAGAUUAAACAAACAACCUCCUAAAGUUGAUUUCAAAAUUAAGCCAAAAGGUGGUAUUAAUAUUACUCACAUGGUUGAAAAUCCUGACCUUGAUGAUGAAAUGAUUAAGACCAUUUUAAAGGAAUAUAGAAUUAACUCUGUCGAUAUUGUUUUUAGAGAAAAGAUUAAUGAAGAUUAAUUAAUUGAUAUUAUUGAAGGUAAUAGAAAAUAUAUUCCAUGCCUUUAUGUUAUGAAUAAAAUUGAUGACCUUACAAUGGAAGAAUUAGAUAUUAUUGACUAAAUUCCUCAUUAUGUUCCCAUCUCUGCUCACUUGGAAUGGAACCUUGAUGAAUUAAUAGAACGUAUGUGGGAAUACUUAGAUCUCUAUCGUGUAUACACUAAACCUAAGGGCAAAGCUCCUGAUUAUGAAAAGCCUGUUAUCUUGCCCAGAAAGAAAUCUACAGUUGAAGAUUUUUGUAUGAGAAUUCAUAGAACUAUGAUUAAUGAUAUGAAAUAUGCAUUAGUUUGGGGUACUUCUGUCAAGCACAAUCCUCAAGUAUGUGGUAAAGACCAUCAACUUAAUGAUGAAGAUAUCGUUCAAAUUAUCAAAAAGAUUUGA
Molecule: messenger RNA, 1104 nt
Organism: Tetrahymena thermophila SB210
Lineage: Eukaryota; Ciliophora; Oligohymenophorea; Hymenostomatida; Tetrahymenidae
Product: developmentally-regulated GTP-binding protein
Exons: 3
Biological process (GO): cytoplasmic translation
Cellular component (GO): cytoplasm
Molecular function (GO): GTPase activity; GTP binding
Source: RefSeq, a predicted model, not a curated record